GCAUGGGGCUCUGGGUAACCGGGGCUCACCUCCCUUCUGUCUGUUGCAGGAUGGGGUGCGUGAAGUCCAAGUUCCUCCGGGCCGGAGACAAUACAUUCUCAAAAACUGAACCCAGCGCCAACCCGCACUGCCCUGUGUACGUGCCGGAUCCCACAUCUACCAUCAAGCCGGGGCCUAAUAGCAACAACAGCAGCCCACCAGGAAUCGGGGAGGCAGGCUCAGAGGACAUCGUUGUGGUUGCCCUGUAUGAUUACGAGGCCAUUCACCACGAAGACCUCAGCUUCCAGAAGGGGGACCAGAUGGUGGUCCUGGAGGAAUCCGGGGAGUGGUGGAAGGCCCGGUCCCUGGCCACCCGGAAAGAGGGCUACAUCCCAAGCAACUAUGUCGCCCGCGUUGACUCUCUGGAGACAGAGGAGUGGUUCUUCAAAGGCAUCAGCCGGAAGGACGCAGAGCGCCAACUCCUGGCUCCUGGCAACAUGCUGGGCUCCUUCAUGAUCCGGGAUAGUGAGACCACGAAAGGAAGCUACUCUUUGUCCGUGCGAGACUACGAUCCUCGGCAGGGAGAUACCGUGAAACAUUACAAGAUCCGGACCCUGGACAACGGGGGCUUCUACAUAUCCCCCCGAAGCACCUUCAGCACCCUACAGGAGCUGGUGGCCCACUACAAGAAGGGGAGCGAUGGGCUCUGCCAGAAACUGUCGGUGCCCUGCAUGUCGUCCAAGCCCCAGAAGCCUUGGGAGAAAGAUGCCUGGGAGAUCCCCCGGGAAUCCCUCAAGCUAGAGAAGAAACUUGGAGCUGGGCAGUUUGGGGAAGUCUGGAUGGCCACCUACAACAAGCACACCAAGGUGGCAGUAAAGACGAUGAAGCCAGGGAGCAUGUCGGUGGAGGCCUUCCUGGCAGAGGCCAAUGUGAUGAAAACUCUGCAGCACGACAAGCUGGUCAAACUUCAUGCGGUGGUCACCGCGGAGCCCAUCUACAUCAUCACGGAGUUCAUGGCCAAAGGAAGCCUGCUGGAUUUUCUGAAAAGUGAUGAGGGCAGCAAGCAGCCCUUGCCAAAACUCAUUGACUUCUCAGCCCAGAAACCCUACUGGGCAGCAGUCACGGACCAGGGCAAGAGCCACUCUCCCUGAUUCACAGAAGGGAAACAAACCAAGGAAGGAAAAGAGGUUCUGAGCCUUCAUCUGUCAGAGGUAGACUCAGAGCCCAGGGGAAGAAAGGAGUCCACCUGGGGCCUUGGUCUUCACCGCCAUACUCAGAGAGGCAGCUUGGAGCAGCAGGUGGGUUCCCCAGCCUGUCACCACCAACUGGCUAUUGACCUCCAACCCACUUUGGGUCUCAGUCUCCCCAUUUGUCAAAUGAGGG
Molecule: messenger RNA, 1362 nt
Organism: Sapajus apella (tufted capuchin)
Lineage: Eukaryota; Metazoa; Chordata; Mammalia; Primates; Cebidae
Product: tyrosine-protein kinase HCK-like
Exons: 10
Coding region: 3-1130 (375 amino acids)
Biological process (GO): cell surface receptor protein tyrosine kinase signaling pathway; cell differentiation; innate immune response
Cellular component (GO): extrinsic component of cytoplasmic side of plasma membrane
Molecular function (GO): non-membrane spanning protein tyrosine kinase activity; ATP binding; signaling receptor binding
Source: RefSeq, a predicted model, not a curated record